Drosophila obscura is the source of this 927-nucleotide messenger RNA. RefSeq names its product fibrous sheath CABYR-binding protein-like. The transcript is spliced from 3 exons. The record is from RefSeq and is a predicted model, not a curated record. Lineage: Eukaryota; Metazoa; Arthropoda; Insecta; Diptera; Drosophilidae. The coding region runs from base 153 to 845 and encodes 230 amino acids.
UACCCAGAGCCUAGAGAGAACAGGGUAGGCGACGACAAAAUCUUAAUUUUUCCAAAUACCCAGAUACAAAAAUCAGUUCAUUAAUCGUUCGGCAGUGUUAAGUGUGCAAACCCCCUUAAGCACUCAUAUUUUCGUUAUCUCCGACGAAUGCCAUGUUGACCAGAAAACGCAAACAGAGUCGUGCAAGCAAUGCGCCACCCAAGCGGACUUGCAACCAGAGCCGGGCCAACAACAACAACAGCAACAUCGAAGAACCUUCAACGGGUCUGGGGCUAAAUUCAGGGGCUCCAGAGCCGGAGGAGUCUGUGUCGGUGGCAGAGGGUAACAACAACAGACCAGUAUCCGGUACGGGCUCAGCGGACAAUCAGGCGGGAGCCAGAGAGCAGGAACCACCUCAGCAGGGACCACCAGAACAGGAACCAACAGGCACGGGACUAACAGAAACGGCACCACCAGAACAGGAACCACCAGAAACGACACCACCCGGACAGAACCCACCAGAAUCGGCACAACCAGAACCGGAACUGCCACAAACUGAAGCGGCAGGGCCAGAAUCUCAGCCCCCUCGUUCCGUUCUAGCUGUUCAGGGGGCACCUGAAGAGGAAAACUUUGUUGGUAUCCAAUGUCCCAGUCCCGAACCGCUCCCAUUAUUGAUUUUAGGAACAGGUAACGAGCUUUUCUUGUAUCGACCUGUGGCCCAAUUGUGCACCGACAACCGUCUCGUGCGGCUGGAGGAUGUGGUGACCGGCGCUCGCCAGCCAACACUGGGUGCACUCGCGUCGGAAUUUUGGAAGACGCUUAAAAGUAAUAUCAUAACCUACAUACAUAAAGGCCCUCAGCCAUAAUUAAAUUAAUAAUAAAAAUAUCGGCCAGACUUAAUGUUGAUUUCCAUUCCACUAUUUCUCCUCCCUUGAUUUGUGAUUGAGG